AUGACCCAAACGGAGCAGUCGGUGAUCGGCCUUGGUGGGCUGCAUUUGGCGACGAGCACAGGGUUCAUAGUAGCUGCCGUAAUCGUCUUCUUCAUCCUCUUCAUCUUCGUAUUCUUGCUGUGCCUCCGCGCCAAGCGGCACCGGGAGGCCAACCAUGUCUUCCCCACCGAGCCUGCUGCCGUCGUCGCGCAGCGACCCUGCCUCGAAGCCGCUACUGCCAUCGAGGCGCUCCCUUCGCUGGUGUUCCGCUGCGAGGGAUACAAGCAGGGAGUGGAGUGCGCCGUCUGCCUCGGCGAGCUGUCGGAGGGCGAGGAAGCACGGCUACUGAUCGGGUGCAACCAUGCCUUCCAUCUACGGUGCAUCGACAUGUGGUUCUGCUCCCAGUCCACCUGCCCGCUCUGCCGUAGCCCGGUGGUCCUCGACACCCCCGAACCCGCCAAUUCUGGCGCUGAAUCAUCGCCGCUUUCCUCUUCAGGCUGUUGCGCAGUGGUGGCAGAGAUUGCAGUAAGACAAGAAGGAUCGAGAGAUGGAUUGCAGUAA
Molecule: messenger RNA, 540 nt
Organism: Musa acuminata AAA Group (dessert banana)
Lineage: Eukaryota; Viridiplantae; Streptophyta; Magnoliopsida; Zingiberales; Musaceae
Product: RING-H2 finger protein ATL60-like
Exons: 1
Coding region: 1-540 (179 amino acids)
Source: RefSeq, a predicted model, not a curated record